Symbiodinium sp. CCMP2456 is the source of this 285-nucleotide messenger RNA. The record is from the annotation of a GenBank genome assembly. NCBI's taxonomy places the organism in Eukaryota, Dinophyceae, Suessiales, Symbiodiniaceae.
GUCACUGGCCGGGGCUGGGCCUCUUGUGGAGACACCUCUGGGCACCGCCGAGGGCAUCACAGCAGCUGCCGGAGUGGAGCGCUUCGCCGGCAUCCCCUAUGCGCUGCCCCCGGUCGGUCAGCGGCGCUUCGCUGCGGCGGUGCUGAGUGACGGCCCCUGGCCACAAGGGCAUCUCGAUGCCCGACGCUUGGGCGCCCCGUGCAUCAACAACCCGCUCGGGGAUCCACGCUCGGUGCCGCUGGAUGAGGACCAUGCGCCGCCGCCCAGCGAGGACUGCCUCCAGCU